UGAAUAAGCAAGGUUGUAUAAUUCCUUUCAUUAAAAUGUUGUCUUUUUUAUUACAAUCUCAAGAAAUUAAUGACUUCACAGCAGUAAAUAAGGACACAAACCAUAUGAAAAUUGGAAUAUAUUGUGACGACCUUGGAAUAACAAAUCCUUUAGGAAAGGCGCGUAAAAAGCAAAAAAUGCUUGUUUUUUACUUUCAGAUUUUAAACAUCCCUUCAUUGUAUCGCGGUAGAAUGUCUACUAUCUUUCCGUUAAUUUUUACUCUUACUAAAUGGGAAAAAGAUAAAAAUUUUUACAGCAUUCUUUUUAGUGAUUUUAUUUCUUCGAUAAGCCAGCUGGAAAAUGGAAUUGUUAUUAAAGUUAUGGGUAUUUCUAAAAAAAUUACAGCUGAAGUGGUAUACUUCUCAGGUGACUCUCUUUCUGCAAAUGCGAUUGGAGGUUUUAAAGAAGGCUUUAGUGCAAAGACAUUUCGCUGUUGCAGAAGUUGUAACUCAACCAGACAACAAAUGAAAGAUUUUUCUAACCAUGAAGAAUGCUCCCCUUUUUUUAUCUGAUUUAAAAGCAUUAAUUCAAGAUCAUCAUCGCUUAUUUUUGUGUUUGUAUCCUAAUAAAUUCAUUCCAAAGUUACACUUCCUUAUUCACUACCCUGCUCAAGCUAAACAGUUUGGGGCUCUACGGGAACAUAUGUGUAUGGCUUAUGAAAGAAAACAUCAAGUUGUGAAGAAUUUUCGACACUUCAACUUCAAGAACAUUCCAUAUUCAGCAUGUAAAACGAUGAUUAUUAAUACAGCAAGCAAUUUUUUUUAAUGCAGCUGGAAAAAGACGGGGUGAUGUGUAUGGACAAGUGGACGAGUUAAAGUUUAAGAAAGGAUCUAUUAUUUCUGUUAAGGUAAAUGGUAUAAUUUACAAGAUUGGU
Messenger RNA from Hydra vulgaris (swiftwater hydra), 913 nucleotides. The record is from RefSeq and is a predicted model, not a curated record. Lineage: Eukaryota; Metazoa; Cnidaria; Hydrozoa; Anthoathecata; Hydridae.